AUGUUGCAUGGUCUUGGACCUGUUCACAUUUCUGCUCAUACAGUAGUCAUGGAUGGUUCACGGGUUGCACAAAGUCUCGACUCUCUCUGGUUCUACACUAACGUCUUCGCCUGCAGUGAUGACCCUGUAGUCCCUUUGAUUGAUCAAUUUGCAACUUCAAUCCACGCCCAAGAAUCUCCCGAGAGAGAUUUGCAGAAACCCUUUACCCCAUUCCGUGUGAAUCUCCAAGAUGAGCCUCGAAAUGGGGAGACUUUGACCCCUGAGUGUCACAUAUUUGGUGGGCUUUCGUCAGCACCAAGUAGGGAAAGAAAGAAGAGAGAGAGGAGAGAGAGAAGGAAGUGGAACAAGUUAGGAAGCAAUGUGGUUGAUGGAAGGGUUGAUUGGUGGUUUGAUAAACUUGAGGAAGAAUCAUGCAAACAUCAAGCGGUGCUUGAUAUUCAGCAGCAGCAAACUAAGAUGCCUCCGUUUGAUGAUGCUGAGGCAAUGAAAGAACAUCUCAAGUCAUGGGCCUAUGCAGUUGUUGCAAGUGCACUGUCAGAUGAAAGCACUUUGGUCGUGUUUGUCGGUGUUAGGCAGAAGAGAAAUCUCUUCAGAAGUGUAGGCUUUCACACUGCAGAUGAUACAACAACCCGUGUUAAUGACUUUGGUCCCAAUUUUGAAUUGCACAACAUUAAUUCUGAAUGUGGUGGCGGUUCCAAUCCAACCACAAAUGCCACAUAUUCUGAAACUUUUUUCACUUGA
This is a messenger RNA of Sphenostylis stenocarpa, 741 nucleotides long. Lineage: Eukaryota; Viridiplantae; Streptophyta; Magnoliopsida; Fabales; Fabaceae. The record is from the annotation of a GenBank genome assembly.